Messenger RNA from Ziziphus jujuba (common jujube), 744 nucleotides. RefSeq lists its product as uncharacterized. Lineage: Eukaryota; Viridiplantae; Streptophyta; Magnoliopsida; Rosales; Rhamnaceae. The transcript has 3 exons. The coding region runs from base 1 to 744 and encodes 247 amino acids. The record is from RefSeq and is a predicted model, not a curated record.
AUGAAGUCAGGAGAGUCAGUUUCAGAGUAUUUCUCAAGGACGAUGGCAAUCGCAAACAAGAUGCGGAUUCAUGGAGAGAAGCUGGAGGAUGUCACUAUAGUUGAAAAGAUUCUUCGAUCAAUGACGGUAAAAUUCAAUUUUGUCGUUUGUUCAAUUGAGGAAUCUAAAGAUAUUGAUACACUGUCAAUUGAUGAAUUGCAAAGUUCUUUGCUGGUGCAUGAGCAAAAAUUAAGUAAGCAAGAUCAAGAGGAGCAAGUGUUACAGGCAGAAACAAAAGGUGUCUGGCAUGAUAAAGAAUGUCGUACUAAUUUAAUCAAAGAUCGUGGAGAACGUAGUGAAAGGUCCAAUUUUGCAGAAAAGGAAGAAGAGAUUUCUCUUCUUAUGGUAUCUCACAUUCAAGAAGAAACUAAUGAGAAUUUAUGGUAUUUAGAUACUGGUUGCAGCAACCAUAUGUGUGGAGUUAAAUCUGCAUUUUAUGAUUUGGAUGAAUCUUUUAGGAAUACUAUAAAGUUUGGUGAUAACUCUACAGUAUCUGUUAUGGUGUUGGGCAGCUUCAAGGGAUAUGAGAUCUCUAUCAAGGAUGGUAUUUGUCGAAUUCAAGAUGACAAUUUGGGUUUAAUUGCCCACGUUAGAAUGACUGCAAAUCGAAUGUUCCCAUUGUAUCUUCACAAGACAACACAUUCUAAUUUCUCUGCAAGUGUAAAGAUGAAGCAUGGUUAUGGCACUUACGAUAAGGGCACCUAA